This is a messenger RNA of Gopherus evgoodei (Goodes thornscrub tortoise), 4317 nucleotides long. Its product is annotated as peroxidasin homolog. NCBI's taxonomy places the organism in Eukaryota, Metazoa, Chordata, Testudines, Testudinidae. Gene Ontology annotation, molecular function: peroxidase activity; protein binding; heme binding. Gene Ontology annotation, biological process: response to oxidative stress. The record is from RefSeq and is a predicted model, not a curated record.
AUGCUGAUGAGUCCCCUCCUCCUGGACCUCAAGGCUGGGAACUUUUGUCAGCUCCCUGCAGUUCAGAAUCAGGGAAAGUACACUCCAGCAAACACAAUGCUGGUCAAGUCUGCAGUUGUUCCUAGCUUCUUGCUUUUUCUUCUCUUGCCUGAUUUCUCGUGCUCCUGUCCUAGCCGCUGCUUGUGCUUUAGGACUACAGUAAGGUGCAUGCAUCUGAUGCUGGAAAACAUCCCUGAAGUCCCACCUCAGACAAACAUAUUGGAUUUACGCUUCAAUCGCAUCAAAGAGAUUCAACCUGGAGCCUUCAGGAGACUGAAGAAUCUCAAUACACUGCUGCUGAACAAUAAUUUGAUCAAACAGAUUGCAAGAAAGUCCUUUGAAGCUCUGCAGAACUUGAAAUAUCUCUACCUGUACAAAAAUGAAAUUCAGAGUAUCCAGCAACAUGCCUUCAAGGGGCUCCAUUCUCUGGAACAGCUUUACCUCCAUUUCAAUAACCUGGAAACCUUGGAGCCAGAAACCUUUAGCGACCUGCCCAAACUGGAGAGACUAUUCUUGCACAACAACAAAAUUUCCAGAAUUCAUCCAGGAACCUUCUCUCAACUGGAAUCCCUCAAACGGCUACGGCUGGACUCCAAUGCCUUGCUCUGUGACUGUGACUUGAUGUGGCUGGCCAAACUGCUGAAGAAAUAUUCUGAACAGGGCAAUAUUCAGACAGCUGCCACCUGUGAGAAUCCAAGGGAAUUGCAAGGCCGGUCCAUCACCACCUUGACAACCCAAGAAUUUAACUGUGAGAGGCCUCGCAUCACCACCGAGCCCCAUGAUGCUGAUGUCAAGUUGGGAAACACUGUUUAUUUCACCUGCAGGGCAGAAGGAAACCCAAAGCCAGAGAUCAUCUGGCUACACAACAAUAAUAAAAUUGACAUGAAAGACGAUGGGCGCCUUAACUUGCUACAGGAUGGAACCCUGAUGAUCCAAAACACCAAAGAAUCUGACAAAGGCGUCUACCAGUGCAUGGCCAAGAACAUAGCCGGAGAGGUCAAGACACAGGAAGUAGUUCUGCGCUACUUUGGCACUCCAUCCAAGCCCAGCUUCGUGAUCCAACCCCAGAACACAGAAGUGCUGGUUGGGCAAAGCGUCACCUUGGAGUGUGGGGUUUCUGGGCAUCCACCCCCUCAUGUCAUCUGGACUCUGGGCACGGGCUCGCCACUCCUGAGUGAUUCCCGCUUUGCCAUCACGGGCUCGGGAGGGCUGUACAUCCAAAAUGUCACCUUCUUGGAUCAGGGCCAGUACAACUGCAAUGCCAGCAACUCAGAAGGCUCCAUCCAGGCUACGGCAAACAUUAUAGUGCAAGAUACUCCCAGGUUCCUGGUCAUUCCCAUUGAUCAGACUGUGACCGAGGGGCAAAGCGUGGAUUUCUCCUGCACUGCUGAAGGCCAUCCUGCACCUGUUAUCACCUGGACAAGGGCAGGUGGGCCAUUGCCAAAUGAUCGGAGGCACAGUAUCCUCUCCACUGGCACCCUGCGCGUCACGAGGGUUGCCCUGCAUGACCAAGGCCAAUAUGAAUGCCAUGCCAUCAGUGCCAUCGGAGUCAGGAGCCUCCCGGUGCAGCUUUGGGUGAUGCCUCGAGUGAUCCCUGUGUUUCUUCACCCUCCACAUGAUGUGGUAGCUGAGACUGGCCAGGAUGUUGAGAUCACCUGUGCCGUCCAAGGAGAUCCACGACCCACCAUCACCUGGGCCAAAGAGGGUAUUCAGAUCACAGAGAGCGGCAAGUUCCAUGUAAGUCAAGAUGGGACCCUAUCCAUUCGAGACCUGGGAGUGGCUGAUCAGGGCAGAUAUGAGUGUAUAGCCAGGAAUACCUUUGGAUUCACAUCCAGCACCAUGCAGCUGACAAUCACUGCCACGGACGUUGGUCGGAGUGGCGACACCUUUGUAGCCACAUCAAUACAGGAAGCCAUCAGCAGUGUGGACCACGCUAUCAAUUCAACGCGCAUUGAGCUGUUUAGCAAGCGACCCAAAACUCCCAAUGACUUGCUGGCACUCUUCCGUUACCCCCGGGAUCUUUACACCAUCGAAACGGCCCGGGCUGGCGAGAUCUUUGAAAGGACCUUGCAACUGAUCCAAGACCAUGUCCAGCAGGGAUUGAUCGUGGACAUGAAUGGCACGGGCUACCGUUACAAUGACCUGGUCUCCCCUCACUACCUGAAUGUGAUCGCCAACCUGUCUGGCUGCUCCACCCACCGCCGCACACCCAACUGCUCUGACAUCUGUUUUCACAAGCAGUACAGGACCCACGAUGGCUCCUGUAACAAUCUCCAGCACCCGAUGUGGGGUGCGUCCCUCACAGCCUUCCAGCGCCUCCUCAAGCCGGCCUACCAGAAUGGCUUUAACCUGCCGCGGGGCUUCUCUUUGGCGGAAGACUCCAGGGAGCUGCCCCUGCCGCUGCCUCGUCUUGUCUCCACAGCCAUGAUAGGGACAGAAACCAUCACCUCUGACGACCAGUUCACUCACAUGCUCAUGCAGUGGGGCCAGUUUCUGGACCACGACAUGGACCAGACGGUGGCAGCCAUUAGCAUGUCGCGGUUCUCGGACGGGGCACCCUGCAGUGAGGUGUGCACCAAUGACCCACCAUGCUUCUCAGUCAUGAUCCCAGAGAACGACCCCCGGGUGAGGAACGGGCGCUGCAUGUUCUUUGUCCGCUCUAGCCCCGUGUGCGGCAGCGGGAUGACCUCCCUACUGAUGAACUCCGUCUACCCCAGGGAACAGAUCAACCACUUGACCUCUUACAUCGACGCCUCCAAUGUCUACGGCAGCACGGAGCAGGAAUCUCAGGAGCUGAGGGACCUAAGUAGCCAGAGAGGGCUGCUGAAACAAGGGCAGGUGGUGCCCAGCUCAGGGAAACACCUCCUCCCGUUUGCAGUGGGGCCGCCCACCGAGUGUAUGCGAGACGAGAACGAGAGCCCCGUGCUGUGCUUCCUGGCUGGGGAUCACCGGGCCAAUGAGCAACUGGGCCUCACAGCCAUGCACACCCUCUGGUUCCGGGAGCACAACCGCCUUGCCGCUGAGCUGCAGACCCUGAAUCCCCACUGGGAUGGGGACACACUCUACCAUGAGGCGCGCAAAAUAGUGGGCGCCCAGAUGCAGCAUAUCACCUAUGCACACUGGUUUCCCAAGAUCCUCGGGGAAGCUGGCAUGAAGGUGCUGGGCGAAUACAAAGGCUAUGACCCCAACGUCAACGCUGGAAUCCUCAAUGCCUUCGCCACCGCGGCCUUCCGGUUCGGACACACACUGAUCAACCCCGUCCUAUAUCGGCUGAAUGAAACCUUCCAGCCCAUUCGCCAAGGCCACGUCCCUCUACACAAGGCCUUCUUCUCCCCUUUCAGGAUCACCCAGGAAGGAGGGAUUGAUCCUCUCCUCCGUGGUCUGUUCGGGGUCCCUGGGAAAAUGCGGGUACCCUCUGAGCUCUUGAACAUGGAACUAACCGAGAAGCUUUUUUCCAUGGCGCACUCUGUCUCAUUGGACCUGGCAGCAAUCAACAUCCAGCGGGGGAGGGACCAUGGUAUCCCCCCAUACAACGACUUCAGGGUCUUCUGCAACCUCACGUCGGCACAGGAGUUUGAAAACCUCCGGAACGAGAUCAAAAACCUGGAGAUCAGGGAAAAGCUCAGGAGUUUAUAUGGGACUACGAAAAACAUUGACCUGUUUCCAGCACUGAUGGUGGAAGAUCUUGUCCCUGGGACCAGAGUUGGACCAACACUGAUGUGCCUGCUAGCAACACAGUUCCAAAGACUCAGAGAUGGGGAUAGGUUUUGGUACGAGAAUCCUGGAGUCUUCACUCCAGCCCAGGUAACUCAGAUAAGGCAGACGUCACUCGCUCGCAUCAUCUGUGACAACAGCGACCACGUCCAACAGCUCCAAAGGGACGUGUUCCGGGUGGCAUCCUACCCCCAAGGCCUGGUCAACUGUGAGGAGAUCCCGGCGGUCGAUCUCCGCAUGUGGCAGGACUGCUGCGAAGACUGCAGAACAAGAGGGCAGUUCAAUGCUCUUUCUCAGCAGUUCCGGGGCAAGAGGUCUCCCGGCUUCAGCUACCCAGAAGAAAACCCUUCUAAGCACAACCCUGCCAUCCCAAGAAAUGAAGAAUAUUCCCAUGACCAGUCUUCCCAGCGGGACCUUGAGUCCUUCGUGGCUGACCUAGAAAAGACCGUCUCUUUCCUGCGGAAACAGGUCAACUCAUUAGAAGGUCAGCUGAGGUGGUGGCAUAGAAGCACUAAUGAAUAUAGACGAUGGAAGACAACUGGAGAGAAACGGAGAAAAAGAUGA